UAUACACAGGGGCCCUCGAGCUGCCCAGCUUCCUUAGUUUUCACAACCCCAAGUCCUCCAUCUCCGAGGCAAUAGAGCUACUAUGUAUUAAGCACUUACUAUCCGACGGGUGCACUAGCUUCCAUGGCCUGAUGAUAGUGGAAUAUCGCGAGUAGUGGAAGCCGAGGGAGCCCAGUUAUCUGUUAGCUACUAAGUAGUAUUGCAUUUUCACGGCUUUACCUGGGCUAAAUAGUCUCUAGGCUGUCUAGUGUUUGCACUAAACAGCCGACCAACCCAGCACCCCAGCCUCGACCGAGCGAGCGCGAGGUAUACAAGGCGAUGCGUCGCCGACGAUCAGAGAGUGCUGUUAGUAGGUGAAGCAAAACUGCUUUCCCCUCAUUCCUUUCGCUUCACUCGCUCUCGACUUGCCACUUUGGCGUCAUCCGUUCCUUACCCUCUCCCAUCUACCUGUUAGCGACGAUGCGCGGUCCCAUUUACGCGGCGACCUUCGCCGCUGCUCUUUUUGGUGCGCCAGUGACGGCCACCGGUUAUGGACACCAUGGCCACCAUGGCCACAGCAAGCCUGAUUCUCAGCGCAUGGCGUCGAGCAUCAUCGCCCGCGGCCAGGGCAUCAUGACGGGCUUGGGAGGGUCAUCCGAAGCCCUGCAGGCUGGCUUUGUCCAGAAGGCCUUUACUGCGCUUUCCGAGUACUACCACAAGUCGGGUGAGCCUUACGCACAGUAUGUUCGUGAGAGCACUACAUCCGCCACUCAAUUCCUGGCAAACGCGAGCAACAAUGCGCUCUCUUAUCCCAUGGACCGGCUAUCCAACGGCAAUGCUGUUUUGGCUUUUUCGCAUGGCAAAGGUCACGAGAGUUACCGCGCCACAGCGGAGGCUCUGCGAGAAAGCAUCGACCUGAACCGCCGAAACGCGGAGGGCGGCUUGUGGUACUUCGUGUACCCGUACUGGAGCUACCUGGAUGGCAUGUACUCUCUGGGACCAUUUUACUCUCUCUACACGUUCGCGACGACGCAAAUUAGCAGCAACAGCAGAGUAAAGGCCCUAGAUGACCUGCUUUAUCAGUUUGAGACUCUCUGGGAGCAUUGCCACCAUCACUCAACUGGUCUGCUCACUCAUGGCUACGAUUUCACGAAAACAGCCGUCUGGGCUGACCCGGAGACGGGAGCUAGCCCUUACGUAUGGGGUAGAAGUCUUGGCUGGUACACUAUGGCCCUGGUUGACACUCUCGAAAUUCUGGAAAGGGAAAAUGCUCCCCACAAGUAUAGAAAGGCAUUUCUGGAGAAAUUCCAGACGCUGAUGCCUGCUGUUGUCAAGGCCGUCGAUAAGUGCACUGGCGGAUGGUGGCAGGUCGUAGACCAGCCUCGACGCGAGGGCAACUACAUCGAGUCGAGCGGCACCGCGAUGUUCGCCUACUCUCUGCUGAAGGGUUCCCGAUUGGGGUACCUGCCACACAAAUUCACCCCAGCAGCUAAGAAAGUAGCAAUCCGGGCCCAGAAAUACCUUACCAAGCACUUCGUGGUUGAGGAGGCCGAUGGAACUGUUGGUUACAACGGAACCGUGGCUGUAUGCAGUCUGAACUCGACUGCAUCCUACGAUUACUACACUCACCAGCCUAUCCUUUACAACAGCGUUCUUGGCUCUGCUGCAUAUAUUCUCGCCUCGCUUGAAGUCGAGAGACUCGGCCACUAAGUGUGGUGAUACUGCGUGACCAAGAGACGUUCGACCCUAAUAAUUCUAAAAUUAGAUUUUAUAAUCGCAAGAUAGGUCGGGUUCCCCCUUCACCCGUCAAUUAUAUAAUCAUGUACUGUUAUCUACUACAAUCAACAUCUACUUUUAUCUAAGAGGAAUUCGCCUCCCCAAGAGAAUAAGACACGCAAUGAAACAUG
Xylaria bambusicola is the source of this 1886-nucleotide messenger RNA. Its product is annotated as Six-hairpin glycosidase-like protein. The record is from RefSeq and is a predicted model, not a curated record. The coding region runs from base 460 to 1689 and encodes 409 amino acids. Gene Ontology annotation, biological process: carbohydrate metabolic process. Lineage: Eukaryota; Fungi; Ascomycota; Sordariomycetes; Xylariales; Xylariaceae. The transcript has 2 exons.